GUUGUCUGUCUGAUACUAGGCGAUGCGACCUAUCCGUGCGCGCCCUCACAUAUACAAGAUACCGAGGUGAUCAUAUUUCACUACAUUUCUCUGACCAAACACGCAAGCUGCCGUGAAGAAUCUUACUGAGACCGGUGUCACGCUGAUCGGACCACAUAGACACUACAGCAAAGCGACAUCGUUUCGCUUUUACUUUGUCCUCGAUGAUGGCAGCUCAGGAUUUCAAUUUUUUACUCGCCACGGACUCUUAUAAGAUUACCCACUACAAGCAAUACCCUCCUAAUAUAAAUAAAGUGUACUCCUAUUUCGAAUGCCGGCAUAAAAAGGGGGCGCAGUUCAGCGAGGUGGUGUUUUUUGGCCUGCAGUAUCUCCUGAAGAAAUACCUAACAGGUCCAGUCAUCACGGAGGAAAAAAUUCAGGAGGCAAAAGUGUUUUAUCAGAUGCACUUUAAACAGGCGGUGUUUGAUGAAGAGGGAUGGAGGAAAGUUUUAGAGAAAUAUGACGGCCGUCUUCCAAUCCGUAUCAAAGCAGUUCCAGAGGGGAAGAUCAUUCCCAGAGGGAACGUUCUUUUCACAGUGGAGAACACGGAUCCAGAUUUCUUCUGGCUCACUAAUUACAUCGAGACGAUGCUGGUCCAAAUGUGGUACCCCAUCACCGUGGCAACAAUCUCCAGGGAGUUCAAAAAGAUUCUGGCCAAGCACCUGAAGGCCACGUCAGGGAACCUGGAGAGUCUGGACCUUAAACUGCACGAUUUCGGCUACAGAGGAGUGUCUUCACAGGAGUCAGCAGCACUUGGCGGAGCUGCUCAUCUGGUGAAUUUCUGCAGCACAGACACAGUGGCAGGUUUGCUGAUGGCACAGCGAUACUAUGGGUGUCCAAUGGCCGGAUUCUCCAUCCCUGCUGCAGAGCACAGUACCAUCAUCUCGUGGGGACGGAGUAGGGAGAAAGAUGCAUUCGAGUGUCUUCUGGACCAGUUUCCCUCUGGACCUGUAGCAGUGGUUAGCGACAGUUACGAUAUUUUCAAGGCUUGUAAGCACAUCUGGGGGGACAAGCUAAAAGAGAGAGUGAUGGAGAGGAGUGAAGAUUCCGCCCUUAUUAUCCGCCCAGACUCCGGAGAUCCAGCUGAAACUCUCUUAGAGGUGAUAAAGAUUUUGGAGGAGUGUUUCGGAUGUUCUCUGAACUCAGUUGGUUAUAAAGUGCUUCCGUCAUACCUACGCAUUAUCCAGGGGGAUGGAAUUGAUUUGAACUCGAUUAAUGAGAUUCUGCAGAAACUGAGUGAUGAGGGUUGGAGUGCUGAGAAUGUGUUUUUCGGUUGUGGAAGCGCACUCCUGCAGAAAAUCAACAGAGACACACUUAACUGCGCAUUUAAGUGCAGCUACGUGGAGACCAGUGGCAAAGGCAUGGAUGUCUAUAAGCAGCCAGUGACGGACCCAUCUAAAGGAUCUAAGCGUGGUCGUCUCUCUUUGAGAAGAAACUCUGACGGCUUCAUUGAAACGGUGGAAAGAGGAGCUGGCAAACCAGAGGAGGACAUGCUGGUGACUGUGUUUGAAAACGGGACCAUCCUGCAGGAGUACACUCUAGAUGAGAUCCGGAAAGCUGCUCAGCUUAGGGAAGAAGAUUUGAGCUCUUCCCAGCACAACAGAGAGGACGGCACAACUCUGGACAUCCACCAAAAGCACAUAAUGAACGGCGUGCACUAAUAUAUACAGUAUGCACAGACACGGUUCUCUAUGAACACUGCCCUCUACAGACCAACCACUCACACACGCUCUACAACACUCAGAUGCCCAUCUGCAUUCACGUAUGGCAGUACUUCCAGUACACAUUUACAUAUCACUUCUGACUUGCGAGGCAGCCCAUACAUUUUGCAUCGGUUGCCAUAUAUACAUAUUUUUUAUUAGUUCACUUUCUCUACUUUAAGAUGCCAAAUUUACUCGUCGGUGCUUCAGCAGGAGUAUAUUGACCACAGGGUUUGCAUUUUGCAUUUUCAGUCAGUUGCAAUAUUAUUAAAGGAAUAGUUCACCCAAAAAUACAUCAUAUAUAAGUGUGUACUAUGUAUGUUUAUGUACAUAAGAAUAUACACAUGUACAGAAUCUAGAGAAAUGUACAAAACAAAAUAAUUACUUGCAUUUAUUAAUAAAUUUAUAUUAUAUAUAAAUGCUAUGUAAGUAUUUUUUCAAGUAUACUCUUAAUUGAUGUGUAUAUUUGUACAUACAUAUAUACAUAAUAAACAAUUACAUUACCCACAAGAAUAUUAUGUAAACACCAACUUUUCAAUAAUUCUGACUGAACAAUGACUCUCAAGCCUUCCAAAAAUUAUUCGUUCCUUUCUUCAGUAGAACAAUAAAGACUAUUUAGAGCUAAAAUGGUGGUUCUUUGUUAUUUAUAUAAUGCAAGUCAGCAGAUACCAGCACUUUAAGAGUCACAAAAGCACACAUAGGCAAAACUAAACAAAUCCCUGAUUAUAUAUUGAGGUUGAAGUACAAUUAUUAAGCGUUAUUUACAGUUUCUUAAUACACUGUUGGUCCUAUAAGCGAGUCAAUUCAUAAAACCUCAAUAUUUCAUCAGGAACCAUUGGAGUUUACUAUGUUUUGCCUGUAUGUUUUGUUUGUUUGUUUGUCUCUCAAAGUGCUGGUAACCAUUGGCUUGCAUUUUACAUUUCAUAAAUCAUCAAGAACCAUGGUUCCAUCUAAGAAAAAACGUGUUCUACUAAAGGAAAAAAAAUCACCUCAGAUGACCUUAAGGUAAGUAAAUUAAUGGUCCAUUUUAAAUGUAUGGUGAACUAUCCCUUUAAAGCAAUGUCUGGCGGUAUGUUGAUAAAAACGAUGUAAUAAUCUUGUCUGGGUUUCUGUACCAGCGGUUUUCCCAGUCUAGGUUUCUGAUGUGGAGUACAUACCAUGAAAAUGCAAAAAUUUGAUUAAGAAAUCAGUAUGCGUUUCACUUUUUGGAUAUUUUUAGGGUUUACCGUUAAAUAGUUUUUAAAUGUACCCAUAAUGCUAGAUAGCAGGUACACAUUUUUAUGCUAUUCAAUUCUCUUGUUGUUUUUUUUAAUGUAUAGAUGUAGACUUGGAGAUGAUUAGCUACAUGCUUUGCGUCUUUUGUUAAUUAAAUCUGUUUCCUGCACUGUAAAAAGUGAUUAGUUGAUUUAAAAUGUACCUAAAGUACUAAACCUGUUGCCUUCAUUUUGAGAAUUAUGCACAUGUCCAUUUACCUAACCAUUUUAAGUUGAUUCAACUUAACAGUUCCAGGUUACUAAAGUAAUGAAUCGCUUUUUACAGUGUGACCUUUCAAAGUAAUAUUUUUGUUGUACAUAUACCUUCUGGAGAUUUACCUAUGACAAGGAAUAGAUUCAAAUGGUCUAAAGUACUCUGAUAAUAGAGUAAAUGCUGCAUAGACUGCUUUUCUUAAUAACCGUUAGUGUGUUAUUUGGGUUAAGUCCUCCAUCUGAGAUUCACAGAAUACAUUAGACAAGGUUCUGUCUUCAUACAGCUGCUGAUGGUGCCUUAAAAACCACUCAGACCUCAGUGCCGGUUACUUUUGCUUACUUUUCCUUUUGGUCCCCUGUCAUUUUUAACACUUAGUCUUGUCCAUUACACUCAUCCUUCCCUAUGCUGUCAUUCACAUACAGUUUGAGUGACUCACAUAUUAAUGAUUUUUUUGCCUCUACUGCCUUAUGUCUUCAAGUAUCCGUCAUAUGUGCUAAAUGAGACAUGCAGUGGGUUUAAUUCCAGAGUACAUUGAUUAUUGUCAUCUUAGUGUUCAAUCAUGGAAAUGACUCACUUUUUGGGGUUGUUCCAGACAUCUGAAAUGAAACAGUUACCUCUUUUUCUUUUUUUUUUUUUCUUUUUUUUUUUUACCAAGAUUGUAUAAUAAUUUGAUGUGAUGACCAUUACACUUAAAUAGCAUAUAUUCUAUUGUGUAAAUACUCUUUAGGUGUAGUUUGAAUGAUAGAUUUUAUUUUGAAAUUUUAGAGUUCCUUUUCUUUUUUAUUUUACAAAAGUGAUAUUUUGAAUGAUGAAAAGACAUUAUAAUAAAUGCAGAUUGAACGUCA
Danio aesculapii is the source of this 4051-nucleotide messenger RNA. It is a transcript of the gene nampt2, whose product is annotated as nicotinamide phosphoribosyltransferase 2. Bases 204 to 1700 code for a protein of 498 amino acids. Gene Ontology annotation, biological process: NAD+ biosynthetic process. The record is from RefSeq and is a predicted model, not a curated record. The transcript has 11 exons. Gene Ontology annotation, molecular function: nicotinamide phosphoribosyltransferase activity. Lineage: Eukaryota; Metazoa; Chordata; Actinopteri; Cypriniformes; Danionidae.